Gryllus bimaculatus (two-spotted cricket) is the source of this 2683-nucleotide messenger RNA. Lineage: Eukaryota; Metazoa; Arthropoda; Insecta; Orthoptera; Gryllidae. The record is from the annotation of a GenBank genome assembly.
AUGUCGGUGAGCACGACCAGCACGCGCCAGCUGGCGCGCUCGGAGAGCGCCAGCUCCAUCCUGUCGUCGAAAGCGACAUUUCGCUUCACGCGCCAGCUGGGCUCGCACUACCGCUGCGGCUGUUGGAUCCUCGCGGGCUUCCUGCUCUUCCUGCUCGUGGUGGCCGCCUGCGUCUACAUCGGAUCUGAAGGGGAAGACUUAAUUGUACAUUUCAACCUCAGAUUUGAUCUCAGCCAAAAGGAUGUCACUGUACCAGAUCUGAUGUCACUUCUCGCUAGUCACAUUGAGCCAAAUGCUUCACCAUUUCUUGCUAAUCUUACAAUAGAUCCAAAGAGUUUGGAUGUAAAAGAAAGUUCAGAUAUGCCAACAACAGUAGCACCAUCAACUGCUGCUGCUACAGCAACCCCUCCUAGCACCACCCCUCCCCCUCCUCGGCGGUGUGAGAAAGUUUCUCUUUCAUAUUGCAGCCACCUACCUUACAAUGUGACAUCAUAUCCGAACAUCCUUGGUCAUAAAUCUACUGAAGAAGUUAAAGAGAAUAUAAUUCCUUUCAGGGAAUUAGUUGAUGCUGAAUGUUACCGAAUGGCAUACGAGUUUCUUUGUCAAGUUCUGCAACCCUCUUGUACCCCACGUGCACCUGGACAAAUUGAAGAUAUAAUGGUAUUACCCUGCCGGAGUUUCUGCAGAGAAUUUCAUGCAGGUUGUGGAGAGAGGCUGCCUGCCAAAUUAAAAGAUAUUUUAGAAUGCAGCAAUUUUCCAGAAUAUCAAGGUCCAGGAUCUUGUAAUCCCAAGCCAGGUUGCACAAAAGAAUUACAUAAGCGUGGAUUAUCAUCUCGAGUUUGUGAUGGUGUAGUAGAUUGCCCUGAUUUGUCAGACGAAAUGGACUGUAGCUAUUGUGCACAAGGAAGUCUUCAUUGUGGUACAGGCACAGUGUGUAUUCCACCUGAAAAGCGCUGUGAUGGAAAACGGGACUGCCCCAAUGGAAUGACAGUUGCACCAAAUAUGGCAGCUGUAGCAAAAACUAUGCCAGCAACCCCUCAUCAACCUUACUACUUCUCAGAGGGAUAUGUUGUAUUCAAUGAGAAAGGACAAAAUGGGAAACUAUGCACUGAAAAUCUCAACAGUACUGUCCCUGAACCAAAUUGGGAAUCUACUCUGAAUACAAUAGCAUCAUCUAUGUGCAGUUUACUAUCUUAUCAGAAUGUUAAUACUGUUCGUGUAGAGCAUGAUGAAGAAGAUAAUGUAAAAUAUGUACAUAUGGAAGAUCCAACAGCUGCAGAGAUAACUUUUGUACGUGCUCCCUGUCCGAAAAAAGAAGUUUUAUAUGUAGGAUGCUCUGAUUUAGUAUGUGGUACACAAUCUCUGCGGUCCAGUCCAGGUAUUGCAGGAUUGGGAAAAACAGCUGCACACGGAGACUGGCCAUGGCACACUGCUCUCUUUAAAGAUGGAAUUCAUGUUUGUGAUGGAACAUUGGUAUCUGAUCAGUGGCUUCUCACCACUGCAUCAUGUUUCCAGGGCCAACCAAAAGCACAAUGGGUAGCACGACUUGGGAGCAUUCGUCUAUCUGGCUCAUCUCCUUGGCAGCAGGAAAGACCAGUGGUUGGAAUGGUUAAAUCUCCUGUAGAAGGUAGCACCGUUGUCAUGGUGAAACUUGAAGAACCAGUUAAUAUGUCAGAUUUUGUCCACCCUGUAUGUCUUGCUGAAGAAAACGCUGAUAAUUCUACAUACUGUAAUACUUUAGGAUGGGCUACAGAUAAAGAGCAGUUGCAACGUGUUGAAGUGAGGCCAAGUCCCAUGCAACGAUGUGAAAACAUCAGCAUUCCAACCGUUAACAGUUUUUGUACAGAUCCUCCAUUCCUGAAGGAUGAUUGUAAUGAAGAAGAAUUUGCUGGCAGUCCAAUGCUUUGUUUAUCCCCCAAGACCUGGAAGUGGAACCUUGUUGGCAUAAGUAAUUGGAGAAUAGCAUGUUCCAAACUUGGUGUAGAGAGGCCACGCAUGUAUGACAAAAUAACAUCUAACAUUGAGUGGAUUAAAAGGACAAUGAGUGCCAUUUCCUGAAGAAACCAAAUGUUUUGAAGAUGGAACUUUUAUGUAGGUAGUGUGAUGUUUCAGUGGAGUAUGCAUGCAACGAAUGAGUGUGUUGAAGUGUGUUAUAUGAGAGAUAAGGUCUGCAUAUUACAUUGUAUGAAUUUUAAGUGAAAAUCUAGAAAAAGAGUUUUGAGUAAUGUACUCUGUGGCAAGAAACCUUUUUCAAUUACAUUUGCGACAGUCUACCUUUUCUAAUUGUCAGUGUGUUAUGUAUUAUUAUUCAAUACAAUAGGUGACUGUAUACACUUAUAUACAUCAGACAUUAUAGGAUAUACAUAACAACCUUGAUCAUUACUUUUGUAUGUGUAAUAUUUUUCUCAGUAUUGUUAACCAACUGCAAGUAGUUUCUAAAUUUGUAACAAAGUGCCAACAUUGUUCCUUUGGGAGUUGGUGCUGAUGAAAAAAAUAAUAUUCAAAGGAUACCAGACUUCUGCUGCAGAAUAUUCAGUCCUUGUGUUAUACAAUUCAGGACUGCUAUGUACAAAAUAAAAAAUAAGCGUUGGUUUGUGUAUUCAUAUCAUGUGUUUUACUUACAGAGAUGACUGCAAAUUUAAUUCUGUUAUUGAAAUAAUGUAAUUUUAUGGAAAUAAUAUAU